Messenger RNA from Prorocentrum cordatum, 1431 nucleotides. NCBI's taxonomy places the organism in Eukaryota, Dinophyceae, Prorocentrales, Prorocentraceae. The record is from the annotation of a GenBank genome assembly.
AUGUGUACAGAUUCGGCCACGCGCGGAGGGGGGCAGGAGAGGGGGGAGCGGCCUCCUUGCACGACGCCUGCCCCCCAUCCCCCAUCUGUGCCCCUCCUGCGCGCAGCCAGUGCAUGCUGUUUUUCCGUCCUUCUGCGUACGCCUGGGCACCCAGACCCGGACGGCAGUACGCUCCUGGCUAUCGCGGACGCCUUGCUGCAGCAGAAGGCCAAGAGGGACGCGGGGAGCGACCCGAGGUUCAGGUACUGGCCGGACGACUACGGCGUGUUCCUGGACUGGUGCAGCGUCCACCAGAGGGACGCUCGCGGCGCCCGGACCAGGAUCGGGGAGGAGGAGGUGGCGUUUCGCGACGCCCUCGGGAACCUUGACCUCUUCUACGCCCACGCGUGGCCCACCACGCUGAUGCUGACGAGCCUUCCGGCCGCGCGGCCGUACUGCGAGCGGGGCUGGCCCACCUUCGAGUACGCGGCCUCCUGCCUCGUGAAAAGCGCCCACGGCUCCGUGUGGCCCCCCGCGAUCGACGCCGGGGACCCGGAGGGGAGGAGCCCACUGGACCGCGCGCCGGUCGACCCCGCCCGCUUCGCCGAGUCGAUGCGGCAGAGGACGUUCACGAACGGCGCGGCGGAGCUGGAGGUCUCAUCCAACUGUACGAGACCGCCAUCGCGCUCGCCUUCCGCGGCGUCGCAGGGCUCGACUUCAGCGGCCGCGGGUGGUCGCAGGAGACGAGGUGGAGGGCUUCGUGCCCCUGCUGCAGCUCGCCCGCCGCGCCCGCUGGCUCCGGAUGUAGUCAGGAUGAACGCCGUGCCCGGGCUCCGCGGCCGCGGCGCGGGCGCCCUGCUCCGCGCGCUGGAGGCGGGCGCGCUGCCGCAGCUGUGGGGGCUCUCCCUCGGCGGGGGCUCCCUGGACAAGGACGGCGCCACCGCCGUGCUGCUCGCGCUCGCGCGCGCGAAGGGCGCCCUGGGCGCCCUGGUGUUCCUCCAGCUGGGCGGCGAGAAGUUCGGGGACUCCGAGCUGAUGCAGCUGGCCCGCAGCGCCGAGACCGACGCGCUGCCGCCCCUGGAGGCCCUCGUCCUGAGCGGCAGCGCCUUCGGGUCCCGCGGCCUCCGGGCGCUCGGCGCCGCGCUGGCGCGGGGCAAGCUGCCGCGGCUGGACGAGCUCUGCAUGGACGCGUGUGCGCGGCUCGACGACGACGCGCUGGAGGCGCUGCUGCGGCCCCUGGCCGAGGGGGCCGCGCCGGAGCUCCGGCACCUCGACGUCUCCGGCAGCGCCGUGGGGGGCGAGGGGCUGCGCGCGCUGGCGCGCAAGCUGGAGCAGGGCGCCCUGCCCGCGCUGAAGGAGCUCGACGCCAGAGACCUCCAGGGCCAGGGCGUGGAGCAGGGCGCCGAGGCGCUCCGGGCGGCGCGCGCUGGUCUUUGCGUCACCCUGCGGUGA